Mytilinidion resinicola is the source of this 3071-nucleotide messenger RNA. RefSeq lists its product as uncharacterized. The record is from RefSeq and is a predicted model, not a curated record. Gene Ontology annotation, biological process: dolichyl monophosphate biosynthetic process. Lineage: Eukaryota; Fungi; Ascomycota; Dothideomycetes; Mytilinidiales; Mytilinidiaceae. The coding region runs from base 59 to 2872 and encodes 937 amino acids. The transcript is spliced from 2 exons. Gene Ontology annotation, cellular component: endoplasmic reticulum membrane. Gene Ontology annotation, molecular function: dolichol kinase activity.
GACACAUCUCCUGAAAUCCGCCGCUAUCUAUGGAGUCCCUUCGAAGACGCCCAACACUAUGUCCAACGCGCUGAAGCCGCUUGAACCACUUGAUUCGAGAUCCGAACAAGAUGAACCAUACGAUGCUGAUGCGCUCGCCCUCCUCCGCCGCUCUCCACACCCCUACCACCGACGACAAACAGACAUUGCGCCGUCAAACCUAUCCAGCGAGUCCUCCAACAGUGACUCUCCUCCCCGCACCACCCUGAAAACUCCUCAAUCCGGUUCUGACCGUGAGCACACAAUAUCCGACGAGGAAGAGAAGGGGCGCAGGAAGAUUUUCCGUACCCCAAGUGACAGCGGGACAGAGGCCGACGAUGAAGGAUACAGCUUCGUGAGAGCAUUGCCUGCCCCUCCCGCGAGGCCCCGGAAAGGGCUUCGAGAUUCCAGAGGAAGUGGGAUUGAUGGAGUCUCUACCCCCCUUCUUACCCCGUCGCAGGUAGAUGAGGAGGGCAAGAGAUUCCCACGCCAAUUCAAGGCGGGACUCGAGGGACCCUCGCCUUCCGAUGAUGAAGCAAAGGCUGCAAGACAGAAAUACUUGAAGAGAAGACGAGCAGAGCUAGUCAGACGUAGCACCGAAGUAGGCUUGCUUGCAUUAUUGGGGUUGUUGGUUAUUCGAGGUUGUAGCUGCUGGGAAAGGAUUAUCGUCUGGCAUAGAGUAGAAAUCCUGAGCCACGUUGCAAUAAUUUCCUCGCUGGUCCUGUUAUAUUCUUUACGACUUCUAAUAUAUUCGCGAUCUAUUUCCAAUGGACCUGCCCUCCGGCUUAGACAACGGAUACGGAUACCUGCAGCAUUCGAUCCGGCACCAAUAUUAUACCCCGCUACGAUUCCUGUUUUAAUUUCGCUGUCUCUCCUCCCGAAAUCUGGACCGAUACUUCUUCCUAACAUCAUACUGAGUUUGGCUGCCUUGCCAACCCAACUAAUACCGCUAUCGGGCCGUGGACCUGGAUUUUGCUCAAGCCACUGGAUGAUCUCUGCACUACCGCUCAUAGCUUCACAAAAUACCGAGUGGCCCUCUAAACUAACCGCUCCAAAACCUUAUAUGCUUAAAUCACCACCUCCCGAAGGGCUGGAUCCUGAGAUUCUUGUGUCCUUGUUCGCACUCCAUCAGGCACUCCUACCGCCAUUACACUAUCUCACCACUACGAGCUUACUUCCUACCGAGCUGCAUCUUCUCUCCAUAGCUUUAAUCAACCUUCUCUUGUUUGCCAAGUCUCCGCAAAUGAUAAUCUUGGCUGCUGUCAUCUGGAUUGGCGGCCUAGGACUGUUCAUUCUUUGCGGCCACGUUCUGAAAUGGGGAGUAGCGCUGGCACGAAUUCCUAGGUGGAGAUUCAGACGUGCCGGACGAGUUAUCAAAGCCAGGCAGUCUUUCAUAGAGAUACUGAAUCAGAGCUUGACACCCAGGUAUCCGCAAAAGGCGAAGCAGAAUGUUUCCGACAGCGAUGCCGACGACGACGUUAUCGAUAUCGGCAACGGCAAAAUCGCCCAAAGGAAUCUGAAGCUGAAUACGUUGGCUUCUUCGACCCAGAAGUCAAAUCCUCUGAAUCAUUUCGAACCUUUUGAAACAAGGUCUGCGGUUGAGCGGACGGCAUCAGCCAAUUUUCCAAUCGAAGUCAACAUCAAGGAAGCAACGAGCCCGACUCGAAAGCGCCGGAACACGUUGGCAAAUUUACCAGAACCGAAUUCUCCGCCCCAACCACUGUCCUUCGCUCGUCACAGACGUGCAAAAUCAUCAGCAAUGCAAUCGUAUUUGUCCCUGACACCUACACAGGCGGCAGUGAGGAAAUGGGCGUAUGCAGGGUACGUCUACGUGGUCAUUGCCAUGUUGAUCCUGGGGCCCAUCCGGUUCGUUGUAGGCGAAUACGCCCUGAAUGGUAACGAACCAUUCGGAUGGGCCAUUGGAUACCUAUUCGGCCAUAUCCAACCUCUACGCUUCGAGGUAGUCAACUGGAACCUUGAAGAUUGGAUUGUCUUGCCACCAUUAUAUGGCACAGACGACACAUCGAGGUCACAUCGUCCUGGUCGAAUAGAAUACCUUCGGCGAUUCGUAGCUGGAGAGGCCAACACUCGACUCGUUCUGUGCGGCUACUGCGUCAGCGUCAUAGCGGUUGGCAUGGUUGUUGUGCUCAGAUUGAGCUCGGUAGUCGAAGUGGACACGCGCCGCAAAGUCUUCCACGGUAUGAUGGUCGCGAUGCUGCUUCCGACUAUCUACGUCGACCCUGCUUUCGUCGCGCUCGCACUGGUACUCGUAUUGUCCAUCUUCCUGCUUCUCGACCUUCUCCGGGCCUCUCAACUGCCUCCAUUGUCCAAGCCAUUGGCAUACUUCCUGACUCCAUAUGUUGAUGGGCGGGACCUUCGAGGCCCGGUUGUUGUUUCGCACAUCUUCCUCCUUAUUGGAUGUGCGAUACCGCUCUGGCUCUCCCUCGCCGGGAUUGGACGCACAGGAGACAGACCAUGGGAGGGCUGGGAGGUGCCUACCCGCGAUGUUAGCAUGGUGGCGGGAGUCGUGUGCGUUGGUAUGGGCGACGCAGCGGCCUCAUUGAUCGGGCGCCGGUACGGCAGACGUAAGUGGCCGUGGGCAGGUGGAAAAAGUCUAGAGGGAAGUCUCGCAUUUGCCGUCGCUGUGACGAUAGGCUUGGUGUUUGGAAAGGCCUGGCUGCGAUUCGGGCAAUGGGAUGAUGAGGGAGCAGCAGAUGGCUGGCUGCUCACAGUGGCAAAGGCAGCGGUGUCGGCCUGUGGCGCCAGUCUCAACGAGGCGGUGCUGACGGGGGGAAACGACAAUGUCAUCGUGCCUGUGAUCCUCUGGCUGCUCGUGCGAGGGGUCAGGCUGUAGAUAUAGGGCGUGCUGCAUUAAUAAUGGCAUUUCGGGCAUAAAAGGCAGGAAUGAAACAUUGGCGUGGGCGGCGCAGCGCAUUUAGGGCAUUCACUAUUUGUAGGGUCAGGCCACGUGAGCGACAGGGCACACCCCGACUCGGGCACGUGGAGUAGCUCCCCGAUUUUACCCAGCUUAACGCGGCUGUCUUCACAUCUUG